AACUCACCAUGAAUGGGGUAUUCCGCGAUCUAUUCGACAAAUGCGUGAUAAUUUACCCGGACGACAUCCUAAUCUACAGCAAGACCCGGGAACAACAUUUGCAGGCGUUGGAAGCAAUUUUUCAGCGGUUGCAGCAACAUCGACUCAUCACCAAGGGCUCCAAGUGCGAGUUUUUAAAACAAGAACUGGAGUUCCUAGGGCACGUGAUCUCCACGGAGGGGAUUCGAAUAGACCCGAAAAAACUCAGGGCUAUUCAGGAGUGGAAACCGCCUGCAAAUCAGCAGCAGCUGCAAUCAUUUUUGGGUUUCGUGAAUUAUGUGCGGCGGUUUAUACCCCAUAUGGCGGGGUUAACUGGACCUCUAACCGACCUACUGCAGAAGGGAACAUUUUACGAGUGGGGGGAGAAGCAGCAAGCUGCGUUUGAGGCAUUAAAAACUCUUUUAAUGUCACCACCGGUACUUUGCAUCGCUGACCCGGAACGGCCCUUCGAAGUCAUCACCGACGCAAGUGACAUUGCCAUCGGAGCAGUGCUGAUGCAGGAUUUCGGCAACGGGCUUCAACCAAUCGCGUAUGAGUCUCGGAAAAUGCAAUCUGCUGAGCGCAACUACCCAGUACACGACAAGGAAAUAUUGGCGAUCGUCCAUGCGUUCAAAAUCUGGAGGUGUUACGUGACUGGAGCAGACGUGACGGUGCGAACCGAUCACAAAUCACUACAGUACCUGAGAGCGCAGCCGAACCUCAACCCGCGGCAGAUACGCUGGCUGGACUAUCUGGAGUCCAACUUCACGUACAAGAUCACGUAUAAAAAAGGCGGCAACAAUAUUGCCGACGCCCUUAUUCGACUGACGGGUAUUCCACGGGUAUUUGACAAAACUUUGAAGGCGUUGCAGCGGUUUUAUUACUGGCCAGAUAUGGUGACGGACGUGCAGCGUUACGUGGCCGCGUGUCCGAUCUGCCAGCGGAUGAAAUCCUCACACCAGCGACCUACAGGACUGUUACAGCCCCUCGAGCCACCUCAACGACCAUGGCAACACGUAACGAUGGAUUUCGUUACGGGACUACCGGCCGGACCCAGCGGAAACAACGCAGUGUUAGUUGUCGUCGACCGAUUGACGAAAAUGGCGCACUUCGCUCCAUGUCGUACAACCAUCACAGCCGAAGAAACAGCGCGCCUGUUCAUCUCGACCGUUGUUCGUCUACACGGGAUACCAGCAGCAAUCAUUAGCGAUCGAGAUCCGAAGUUCACGUCAAAAUUCUGGCAGGACACGUGGGCUCGAUACGGCACGCGUCUACAGUUCUCAUCCGCGUAUCAUCCCCAAACGGAUGGCCAGACGGAAAGGACAAAUCAAACGAUGGAGCAGCUCAUUCGGACAAACUGCCUCGACCGGAACAAAUGGGAGGAAGCGUUGCCCAUGUUGGAAUUUUCCUACAACAACGCGCCCUCGGCUACGACUAAUCACUCCCCGUUUUAUCUCAAUUACGGGAUGGACCCUACAGUGCCGAUCUCCACCAACAUUGAGAGUCAAGUACCACGAUCGCAGCAGUUCGUCGUAGAAUUACAGACUGCCCGAGACAAAGCUGUCGAACUUAUUCGCAAGGCAAACGCAACUGCCCGACGGUAUGCGGAUUUACAUCGACGGGAUAUUACAAUGGCAGCAGGGCAACUAGUCCUUUUGGACACCAAGAAUUUACGACUGCCACUACCGACGAAAUUACGACCACUUUUCUGUGGCCCAUUGAAGAUCGUGAAAAUGGUGACGCCGGUGACCGCCCAGUUACGCGUCUAUUACUUACGAAGCGGGACUGAUCGAAUUUGGGUCCCAAGGUAUCGUCUACUUCGCGAAUUACUUAUUCAAGAAGUCCACGAUUCGAAUUUAUCAGGACAUUUUGGGGUUGAUAAAACUCUGAAGGCGUUGCAGCGGUUUUAUUACUGGCCAGAUAUGGUGACGGACGUGCAGCGUUACGUGGCCGCGUGUCCGAUCUGCCAGCGAAUGAAAUCCUCACACCAGCGACUUACAGGACUGUUGCAGCCCCUCGAGCCACCUCAACGCCCAUGGCAACACGUAACGAUGGAUUUCGUUACGGGUUUACCGGCCGGACCCAGCGGAAACAACGCAGUGUUGGUUGUCGUCGACCGAUUAACGAAAAUGACGCACCUCGCCCUAUGUCGUACAACCAUCACAACCGAAGAAACAGCGCGCCUGUUCAUCUCGACCGUCGUUCGCCUACACGGGAUACCAGCAGCAAUCAUUAGCGAUCGAGAUCCGAAGUUCACGUCAAAAUUCUGGCAGGACACGUGGGCUCAGUACGGCACGCAUCUACAAUUCUCAUCCGCUUAUCAUCCUCAAACGGACGGCCAGACGGAACGGACGAAUCAAACGAUGGAGCAGCUGAUUCGGACAAACUGCCUCGACCGGAACAAAUGGGAGGACGUGCUGCCCAUGUUGGAAUUUUCCUACAACAACGCGCCCUCAGCUACGACUAAUCACUCCCCGUUUUAUCUUAAUUACGGGAUGGACCCUACAGUGCCGAUCUCCACCAAUGUUGAGAGUCAAGUACCACGAUCGCAGCAGUUCGUCGAGGACUUACAGACUGCCCGAGACAAAGCUGUCGAACAUAUCCGCAAGGCGAACGCAACUGCCCGACGGUAUGCGGAUUUACAUCGACGAGAUAUUACAAUGGCGAGACAAGGGGGGGGCGUGGUGGAGGGAAGGGUGGUGGGGGUGGUGGCGGUGGUGGAGGUGGGGGCGGGGACGGUAGUGCAGACGAGACGACCGGGGCUGGAGUUGCAGCAGUUCCUAGGCUUCGCUAAUUAUUACAACAGGUUCGUGCCACAGUAUGCGAAACUUGCAGCACCCCUCACGAAUCUGCUGAAGAAGAACACGCCCUAUAAAUGGGAACCAAAGCACCAAGAAGCCGUGGAGCAGCUGAAACAAGCGCUCACGUCCGCACCGGUACUCAUCUUGCCAGAUUCCGAACGCGACUACGUAAUCAAAGCUGACGCCAGCGACCAGGCAGUGGGAGCAGUCUUGAUGCAAGACCAGGGGAAUGGACUGCAACCAAUCGCCUACCUCAGCAAGAAACUACAUGGAGCAGAACUAAACUACCCGAUACACGACAAAGAGGCCCUUGCCAUCGUCAUCGCCUUCAAAGCAUGGAGAUGUUAUCUCAAAGGACGAAGAACAACCGUCUACACUGACCACUGCAGCCUGAAAUACUUGAAGACACAACCCAACCUUUCCAGGCGGCAGGUCCGGUGGAUCGACUUCCUCGAGACACACUUCCACUACGACAUCGUGUACAAGCCCGGCCAUAAAAACAAAGCAGACGCUCUUAGCCGGCCUGCACACUGGGACAGUGACAUCGCAUACCGGAAAGGAUCAACGAAAAUUUGGGUACCCAAUUACCCUCCUUUGCGCCAGUUACUACUCAAAGAAUACCACGACGUCCUAUAUGCCGGACACUUCGGUAGCAACAAGACGCUCACCGGUAUCGCCAAACACUACUACUGGCCCCACAUGGCAGAUGACGUACAGAAAUUCGUAACCUCGUGUGAUACAUGUCAGCGGAUGAAGAGCAGCAAGCAAAAAAAGGCGGGACUACUGCAGCCUCUUCCUGUCCCAGAACAGCCAUGGCAAGUGGUUAGCCUAGACUUCAUCACCGGGUUACCACCUACCACCAGCGGUCAUGACGCAAUCCUUGUCGUCAUCGACAAGUUCUCCAAAAUGGGACACUUCAUCCCGACACACACGACGGCGCGCACCGAGGAGACAGCACAACUCUUUGUUCGUCACAUCAUCUCACAGCAUGGCAUUCCAACCACACUCAUCGCCGACCGAGACCCCAAGUUCACCAGCAAGUUCUGGAAGGAACUUAUGUCUCUUCUCGGAACCAAACUUGCCAUGUCAUCCGCUUACCAUCCGCAGACAGACGGACAGACCGAGCGCCUCAACCAAAUUGUUGAGCAACUCCUCCGAGCAGCUUGCAAGGACGAGAUCUCCAAAUGGGACCUGCACCUGCCCGUUCUGGAGUUUGCUUACAACAACGCCACACAUGCCGCUACUGGACAGACGCCGUUCUUCCUCUGCUACGAACGCCACCCACUUACACCACAGAAACCGACCAUAUCCGCUACAGAAACGCUACGCCCGCCUACUCCUCUCCGCUGCCCACUCUGCUCCUCUCCGCUGCCCUCUCUGCUCCUCUCCGCUGCCCUCUCUGCUCCUCUCCGCUUCCCACUCUGUUCAUCUCCGCUGCCCACUCUGCUCCUCUCCGCUGCCCUCUCUGCUCCUCUCCGCUGCCCUCUCUGCUCCUCUCCGCUGCCCACUCUGCUCCUCUCCGCUGCCCUCUCUGCUCCUCUCCGCUACCCUCUCUGCUCCUCUCCGCUGCCUUCUCUGCUCCUCUAGCGAAAGGCGCUGAUCGAAAGGCGCUUAAC
This is a messenger RNA of Closterium sp. NIES-67, 4435 nucleotides long. The record is from the annotation of a GenBank genome assembly. NCBI's taxonomy places the organism in Eukaryota, Viridiplantae, Streptophyta, Zygnematophyceae, Desmidiales, Closteriaceae.